Periconia digitata is the source of this 1596-nucleotide messenger RNA. The record is from the annotation of a GenBank genome assembly. Lineage: Eukaryota; Fungi; Ascomycota; Dothideomycetes; Pleosporales; Periconiaceae.
CACCGUAACAGAUGUGGAAGUAUUUAUGGAGAACCAGCGCGUUUCUUUGACUUUCCGACUUGCUUUCCAGCCACUCAGGUGACGAGUGUUUUCCCAGAGUCCUUCGUCAAUUCACUUGUUGAUGUACUGUGUUGUGCUACAUCUAACGCAUCGCCAUGGCCUCAAAUCAUCUGCAAGUUCCCUGGUCAUCCAGUCUCAGAGUUGUGCGGAAUUAAACCUCCCUUCAAGUUACACUUAAUAUAAUUUCCCUUGCCGCUGAAUGCCUCGCCGCUAAAUGUACUGAUUUUAAGGGUGUAUAUAUCGGAUGUUCCCGCAUUAUGCAUGGGGCCAACUACUGGUGAUUCGUCCAAGCAGUGGCCGGGGUCUGCUCAGCUGAGGGCGACCUUCCACUUUCGCCCCUUCUAUAUAUAUCGGUCGUCUUGAUCGAUACAGUAUCUAAUGAAUUUCUAGCCCCAUUCCUGCAUUGACUUCACCUCGCAGAACUUCUUGAUCACGGCCUGCUCUCUCUGCCAAAUCGACAUGGUUAACAAGACUACCCAAGCGACGGGAUUAUCCACUGGGUUAGGGAAAACGGGAUUCGCCCUCAAUUUCCUUUUCACAAUUAUAGCUAUCGUUUCAUUUUGUCUCAGGGUGUGGGUCAAGAUUACUACCAAACGAGACACGGCAUCGCACGAUGUUCUCAGUUUCGGCGCAGUGGUAUUCGCGCUGGCUUUCUCCAUCGGCUAUUCCUACUGCAUACACUCGGGGGUGAUAGGUCUACACAUGACUGACGCGAUCUACACCGAGCCAAAUGUACAAAAAACAACCUACAAACUGUUCUUCGUUGCGGGGUUUAUAUGGAUCCUCUCCACAACCCUCGUAAAACUCUCCGUCCUCCACCUCUACCGCCUCAUCUUCCUAGGCGAACACCGCGCAUACAUCCAAGGACGUCCCUUCAAAUACGCCAUCAACACUCUCUACACUCUAUUAAUACUAUUCUGCAUCAGCCAUAUCCUCCUCGCGCUCCUGGAAUGUCAGCCUAUAGAACGGCAGUGGAAUAAGAACGUAAAUGGGCGGUGCACGGAUACGUAUAAGCAAAAUCUCGCAGAUACAAUCACCAACAUGGUGCUUGAUUUGCUGGUUAUCGUUUUGCCCAUGCCGCUUCUUUGGCAGCUUCAGAUGCCGAUGGCCACGAAACUCAAGGUCUGUGGGAUUUUUGGGCUGGGGCUAUUCAUAUGCGCGACGAACAUCGCGAGAGUCGUCGUUAUCGCUUCGACCAGAGGAGCCGAUGUCACGUAUAAUCUAGUGCAUAUUGGGUUACUUUGUAGGCUGGAGAUCUACUUGGGGAUUGUUGCGGCGUGUUAUCCUUUGUUCAACUCUGUUCUUUUUCGAAGAAGGAAGAUCGCGAGUCACCACGCAAAACGGCCUUUCUUUUCCUUCAACAAUACGAUUGGUGGUCAGCAGAGAAACAGAGGCGUCGACGAUGGGUUUUCAACCUUGCGGACUGUAGGGGAUGACGAUGUGUCUUUGCGCGGGUAUGAGCGUACCGAUAUACCUGGGGCAUUUAAUUCAGAGUUGGUCUACCAGGGUAACGGUGAGAUGUCAGUGGUGAAGUAG